AUGUUGCGUUUCUUGUGCUUCCCAUGGGCCGGUUGGGCGGCCGGCUACGCGGCCAAUGCAGCCAUACUGCCGCCACACUUGCACUGUGGUCGAAUGGGCCGGUACCAGACGACCCACGAAGCAGCUCGAGUUUGGAGGCGCCUGGGUUCGGACAGCAAUAUGCGAGCAGACGUGACCUGUUGCAGCCUCGAUAAGAUCAGCUCUGUGCUGGAAUACGCGACCCUGGUUUUGGACUUCAAGGUCAACACCAUGCGCCAGCAGACGCUUUUCGCCAAGGAUAUUGAAGAAGGGCUCGGCCGCUCGAAAUCUGAAAGCCCAUGCCAGCCCUUAAUGCAGGGCCGGUUCUCCGAUCGCUUGAAAGCACUGCAGCAAACUGCCUUGCCGCUGGGGCUUGAAGGCAUUGGUCUUCAACGUCAGGUUGUCCGCCUGACCUUGAGGUCGCAUUGCCUCCUGCAUCGAAAUGGAAAGUCUUGGGCUUUAUCUUUGAAGGCACAGCGGAGGCAUCUUCAGCGCAUUGUCAAGCUACAAGUCUUAUUGCGAUCAUCCGCAGCCGAGAUCCGACAAAACGACGAGCAGUCAGCACGGUCUGCGCGACAGUCGGGGCUGCAGCAGUGCUUUCAGUUGCCACUGUUAGCUGCACAAUCGGGGCUCGUGCUUGCAGAUGUUGACACACGUGGACUGGCACACGACGUGGCAUACCCCUUCCAGCGUCAAGUGGGGGAAGUGAGAACUUGGCACGUCUGGGUAGAUCGGCACUCGAUCUUGUUCUCACGGUACUUGGCCAAGCUGGUGUAUCAGUUAAAAGCUUUGACAGCCAGCUUGGAUUAUUCUUUCCUUCAAGGCGUGGGCUCUCAAGUCUUCUGGGGUGGGGAGGAAAUUCUUGAGCCGACGCCCACGUGGCGAUGGCCAAACUUUGACCGUGGGCUGGUUGCGAACUCUGCGACCUCUGCAAGUAACUUCGCGGUGGCAUUUCUGAUGUCGAAUCGCACCUCGCGUGAAGAAUUGGAGGCAGCCUGGAGCGUUGGCCUAUCGAUUUUGCAGACUUCAGACGAUUCAGAGUUGAAGGUUCUUUUCCUGGAAGACUCUCUCCGCAAAGCUUGGGAGACAAACUAUCGGCCCGUUCACGCGGGAGAGCUUGCCAUGCGAGCACGGAAGACUCCAAAUGUCGAGGUCCUCUGGCGUCGGCAUCAGGCGACUCUGAACAACAUCGUCGUUGCAAGAGAGCACCUGGGCGAGAAGGGCGAGUUGCUGGGCGAGCAGCUGGGCGAGCAGCUGGGCGAGCAGCUGGGCCCGCUGCACCUGGCCUGCGUGGACCUCCGCUCCGGCUCCGGCUCCCGAACGGCGCCGGCGCCGGCCGUCCGGCGCCUCCCACAGCGCCUCGUGCGCUGGGCUGAGGUUGUUGGGAAGGACCCCCCGCAGAGCCCUGAAAGUCAGGGCAGCCUCACUUUCUUCCGCUUUCGCAUGCGGUCAGACAGGCUAGAGCGGCAAGAGCGGCUAGAACCGAGACGUGCUGGUGGUGCCGAAGACUUCGAAGAGUUGCGGCGCCCUCUGCCUCCCUGGCGCGGACGCCAAGGCUCGCCCCCUUUCCUAAAGCCGUACUUGGACUUCCAUCGCCGGGCGGUGCAAGCUUCGAGGUCUUCGCAAGGCUCCAGCAGCGUGAACGCAGUGAAUACCAAGCCCCGUGCACUGGUGUACGUGUGCAACCCUUUCACACUGUGUGGCGGCCAUGGCGACCGUACCAAUGGCAUCCUCUCCGCCUUCACACUGGCUCUUCUUACCUCGCGUGCCUUCUUUAUUGACUUUGACUCCCCUCUUCCCCUGACACUGCUUCUCCAGCCGCGCGUCACUGGAGAAAGGGGCGAACCGGGUGAACCGGGCGAACUGGCUCUCGACUGGCGACUCCAGGGCUUAGGAUCCAUUGGCCAAGGGGCCCACUGCUUCUACUUGGACGAUCGGAUCUCCUUCCAGGAGGACUUGACAUGGUUGCUGGAAGACCCCAGCCAUAUUCUGCAUGUUUCGAUGAACCACCGCGAGCUCAAAGCUCUCUUGGCGCACGAGCUGCUGCAAAAGCAGGCCGAGCAGAUGAACUUAAGGCAGGCCCCGCAUCUGGCAGCAAGGCUUUGGGACACCCUUUUUCAGCCUACAACGAUGCUGCAGACGCGUAUGCAGCAGGCGGCCGAACACCUCGGAAUUGCUCCUCACGACGACCAAGACGGCACGAUAGCAUUGCCCUGGACUGCUCGCGGCCAGCUUGGGUUCCUGGGCAUCCACUUCCGAGCUGGAAACGAGUCUGCGCGCCUGUGGUGGGACCCUUCUCGUCACGCCCUCAGCAGCUUGCCCGACUUUCUCCAGUGCGCAGCGUGGGCCGAGAAGGAACUUGGGCUGCCCUUAAGCACACCCUGGUUUCUAAGUACUGACACCAUCUCAGCUCUGGAGGCACCUGAGGUACAAAGCUUACGGGCAUCAGGGAAAGUGAGAGUGUUGGAUGGCGAGGAUGGUUGGAAGCUCGCUCAUGUGGACAGGUCACAUGCCAACCUUGGCUUGCAAGGCUUCGUAGAUUCCUACGCGGCGUACCUGCUUUUGGCUUCAGCUCAAGUGCUGAUCCUCUCACGCAGUUUCUUUGGCGAGACGGCGGCAGAGAUUGGAGCGGUGCCACAUGUCUACUUUGCCGAAGGUUUGGGCGCACGUGGCCGAGCGGUGCCAGAGGAUGACCCUCCUCUGCAGUUGGCAGAGCAGGAAACAAUGUAUGCCUUUUCCUAUGGGGCAUUUCCUGGCCUUUAUGCCGGCAAUGCGGUGCUGACGCCCGCCUCCUCGUAUGACUAUCCCGGCUUUGGCUAUGGGGCUUCCAAGAAGAAGGAGGAGGCCGAGAAGGCCGAGAAAGCCGAGGUGAGCUCCAAGAAGAAAGCCGAGAAAGCGGAGAAAGCCGACAAGAAGAAAGGCGGAGAAAAAGUCAAAGCCAAACUUGCCAAAGCGACCAAAGAGAAAGGAAAAGAGAAGGAUACCAAAGACAGCGAUGCCAUGAACUGGCCCAAAGGACUUCUGGUUUCUGGUGGGAAAGACAAGAUGGUCAAGAAGAUCGUGCGCGGGAGCUUCAGGUUUGCUGGCGAAAACCAUGGCAGGCCGUACUACCGGAAAGACGAGAAGUUCAACGACCUAGACGUGCUUCUUUAUUUCUGGGAUGACCGAGAUGGCUCCGACUUUUCCGGCUGGUGGUUCGGGCCCAAAGUCGGUGGAGACCAGGUCUGGGCCUACCAACCGGGCGAUGACCAGACACCCCCCGAGGGCGGGUGGAAGGUGCCCUACGACGGCCCGGUGGACAAAACCUUCACGGUGACGGCAAAAAAGGAGAAGGCCAAGAAGGAAGCGAAGGAAGCGAAGGAAGGCAAAGAAGGACAAGACGGCCCUGAAAACCCGGGAGGGGACGCCAUGCAGGCGUACUCCAUGUGGUAUGGGAUGCCGUACAUGGACCCUCACGCAGCAGAGCGUCACAUGCAGGAGUAUGCCCGGCUACACCAGGAAGAGGCCAAGAGGAGGCUGGAGAUGGAGUUCCAACGACAAAAAGCCGAAGAACAGCGGAGGAAGGAGGCGGAGAGGAAGAGGAAGGAAGAGAUCCGCAAGAGGCAGGAGGAGGUCAGAAAGAAGAAGGAGGAAGACAUGAAGCGACAGAAGGAGCUUCAAGAGCAGCGGAUCAAGGAAGGAAAGGCCGUCUUCAUGGUGCGCAAGGUCAUUCAGAAGGUGGCCGCGGCGACGCCCGAGAAUCUUGAUGCGUUGGAGAAGGAACUGGAGCAAUGCCUCCAAGAUCACCUGGAGGACACUGGAAGCCAGAAAGAUCACAUGAAGUCGGAAAGCGACAAGUGCUUGGAUCAAGCCAAGAAGCGCAUCGAGAUCCUGAACGAGGCAAAGCGCAAAGCACAGGAGAAGAAGGAGGCAGACGAGAAGAAGCGGCAGGAGAUGGAGCAGCGGGCCAAGGAGCUUUUGGCAGAGCUGAGCCAGCUGUUGGAUGUUGCCGAGAAGGGGGUGGAACACCUCAAGGAGGUGUGUGCUCCUUUGGAGCAGGGCGACCAGCAGAGCCAAGAAGAGGUGGACAAAUGCGCCGAUGCCGUGGAGGCUGCCGGCCUUGAGACGAAAAGCCUUGUGAAGACAUGCAUGGAUUUCUUGGUCAGCAACGGCCCGGAGAUGAAGGACCCGCCGUCCGGAGUGGCGGGCACCGGUGCAACGGGCGCCUCGGAGAUCAAGCAGCUCAUGGCGCGGUGCCUCUCGAGGAUCAACGAGUGCACGAAGCUCAGCGAUACGCUGGUGGCCGCGUCUCGAGCAGUCCAGCUCGCUGUCGCGCGGCGGGCCGCAGCGUCACGGGCCACCAGCCAGCUCAAGGAUCUCUUCAAGAAAUACGAUGUCGAUGGUGACCAGAUGCUGUCCAAAAAGGAGGUGCUCGCCUUUGCAAAAUCCGAGCUCCAGCUGACACUGCCUGCGGAAGUUCUGGACAAGAUGUGGCCCAAAGUCGUCGAGGACCAAAGAGACGGCGUUCUUUUCGAAAGGCUGCACGUGCUCAAGUGCAAGCUGGGCAUGCAGCGGGAGCUCCUCCGCGACCAGCAGCGGAAGGAGCGACGUGAAGCUCGCGACAAGGUGCGGGCAAUUCUCCGGGCCCAGCUCGACACGAAGGUACAGCGGGUCGAGAGGGACGUAGAGGCGGUGGAGCAGGCGGUCGCGAAAGUCGAGCAAACGCUGCCACCGCUAGAGGAGGAGGCUCGGAGGUCCAUCGACAUCCCAGCCCAGACGGCGGGCUGCAAGGUUGUGCUGCAGGACGCACGGGAUGUGGCCGGUGCUGUUCAGCAGAAGAUCGACGAUCUGCCCAGCGGCUUCGAAGAGCGUCAUCAGGAAGACGUGAAGGACCUGCUGAUCCCAGACCUUCGCAUUCUUUCCAAGCGGAUGGCCCGCUUUGACUUGCGACUGCGGCGCAUCGACAACCUCUGCAAGCGCUUCGAAAUGGAGGUGCAGCAGAGGCAGCGCGCCGAGCUCUAUGGAGCACGGCUCUUCGCUGUGAAGGUCGCCCGGCUCUAUGCUGCACGACGCAGCCGCAGCCUUCGGCAGCUGUUCAUCGAAAUGGAUGCCAGCGGAGAUGGUGGGAUCGACUUGCAGGAGUUCUCGCUCUUCUUCAUGUCGAUGGAGCGCGGCAUCCUGGACGAGGCCUCCGCUCCGGAGCGGCUGCCGGAGCCGAAGGCGGCGCCGCCGAAGGCUCCGGCCAAGGUCCGGGACGAGCUCCCCGUUUUGGAGCCUGUGCAGUUAACAGAGGAACUUCUGUCCCGACUCUUUCCAAGCCUCCUCGCACCUGGUUGCAGCAAGCUCUCGGAAGAGGCCUUCUAUCAGCUCAUGCGCUGCUACUUCAAGGUGGUCAAAGAAGGGCCCCUUACGUCGGAGCUGCAGGUGACGGGGACCAACAGCCUAAGACAGGCGAAGCUCGACGAGGUGGUCGAGCUUCUCGAUGGACCUGCUGAGGAGCCUCAGAUGAAGGUUUGGCGAGUCAAGGGCCGGCUCCUGGCGGAUGGCUUGGAAGGCUGGCUGACGCUGCGAGGAACGGAUGGCGUGGCACAUCUUCAGGACUGGCGGGCACUGUUCAAGGUCCUUCGUGACGUCCAGCUCACGGAGAAGUUUGAGCGGCCCGCGGACACGAAGCACCUGGAGCGAGCGCUGGGCCUCACGGGCGAUGAGGGUCUGGAAGUCUCGGCUCCGGAGAAGGAGCCUGAGACGCCCGAGACGCCUGAGACGCCAGAGAUGUCCGAGAAGGUGAAGGAAGUCAGUGUGGUGAACUCCUCGGUUCUGGAGGAGGAAGGUGAAGAGACACCCAACGGAUUCGAUCCGGAAGAUCCCUUCGAUGCUGAAGGGCCCGAACCCGAAGUCGAGGAGGCUCCGGCCAUGCCACUGGGCUUCCAGCUCUUGCAGCACGUCGACUCACCCGAGCCGGAGGAGCCCGACGAGGGCUUCCGGCGCUUGCGGGAGGGCGAGCUGGUGGAGGUUCUGGAGUGGCCGUCGAACCACCUCGAGUCUGGGCUCACUCGCAUGAAAGUGCAAGCCACGAAGGAUUGCGCGGUGGGCUGGAUAACGCAGACCAACGCGGAUGGCAUCAUCUUUGCAGAACCGCACUGA
Symbiodinium natans is the source of this 6141-nucleotide messenger RNA. The record is from the annotation of a GenBank genome assembly. Lineage: Eukaryota; Dinophyceae; Suessiales; Symbiodiniaceae.